AUUAUUUAAUUAAUGAAUAAUGCUAAUACAAAUUGUCUCGCUCCUCUCACGUUUUUCCCUCUCUUAUUUCUCUAGUCCCACUCAGUAACCACCUCUCCUCUCCUCUCCUACCUCUCUUUCCCUCUCUUUAUCUCUCUAAUUCAAAGUUCUUCGGUCCUCUAGUUCUCCAUUUUUCUCUUGUGCAUUUUGCUCUAUAUUCACUACAAUGGAAGCUCCUCCUGGCUCGGAUGUGUGGGAGCUCAUCUCCAAGGAUCGCCGAUCGCUGAAGCAUGUUUAUGAUAACGUGCAUGGCAACAUCUAUCUUGAACCGCUGUUCAUGAAGUUCGUUGAUACGCCACAAUUUCAGAGGCUUCGUGAUUUAAAGCAGCUUGGUCUGACACACAUGGUAUAUCCUGGUGCUGUACAUUCUCGAUUUGAGCAUUCACUUGGGGUCUACUGGCUUUCAGGGGAAGCUAUUAAUAAAAUUACAGCUUACCAAGGGUUGGAGCUUGAAAUUGAACGCGAUGAUAUAAAGACAGUAAAACUUGCAGGCUUAUUACAUGAUGUCGGGCAUGGUCCUUUCAGCCACUUAUUUGAGCGUGCGGUCAUGUCCAUGGGACCUGGUGGCAAUUUAUGGUGUCAUGAAAACAUGUCUGUAAAAAUGGUAGAGUACAUGGUUGAUGAGAACAACAUUGAUAUUGAUCCUGAAACCUUGAAGAGAGUAAAGGAUAUGAUCACUUGUAGCCCUAAAGAUGUUUUACAAACUAGUCUGAAGCCGAAGUCCUUCCUUUAUGAUAUUGUUGCUAACGGUCGAACUGGAAUAGAUGUUGACAAAUUUGAUUACAUUGUGCGUGACUCUCGUGCCUGUGGUCUAGGCUGCAAUUUUCAUUUUGAAAGGUUGAUGGAAACUAUGCGAGUAAUGGAUGGCCAAAUAUGUUACCGUGCAAAGGAUUAUUUGACCAUCCACAAGUUAUUUGCCACUCGUGCUGAUCUACAUCGAACAGUCUAUACUCAUGCCAAAGUGAAGGCCAUAGAACUCAUGGUUGUAGAUGCUCUCAGAAAAGCUGAUAGUUGUUAUCAAAUUGUGGCACGCGCCUUUCGACCAUCUGAAUUCUGGAAGUUGGAUGACUCGAUUUUGAAAGCAAUUGAAAUAUCUUCUGAACCAGAGCUCAAGGAGGCAAGAGAUUUGGUUACACGCAUUCGGCGUAGAGAUCUGUACAAGUUCUGUAACGAAUUCUCUGUCCCGAAAGAGGAAAUAAACUACUUCAAAGCCAUCACCCCAAAAGAUAUAAUCUGUUCCCAGAAAUCCUGUCACGCUACAUUAAAAGAAGAAGAUGUUGCCGUGAGCAAUGUUAAAAUUGAUUUGACUCGUGGAACAGAUAAUCCUCUACAAAGCAUCAAGUUUUUCAAGGAUUAUGAGAGCUCUGAAACAUUCCACAUCGAAGAUGAUCGCAUCAGUCACUUACUGCCUGCAUUUUAUCAGGAUACGAUAGUUAGAGUUUACUCAAAGAAGCCUGAACUGGUGGAAGCAGUAUCUGCAGCAUUUGAAAAUUUUCAGUUGAAGACUUAUGGGAUGAAAAAACAGGUUCAUGAAACGCCUGAGAAGAAGAAAUGUAGAAGGUAUACAAGGCAGAACAAGACUAGGAGAAUGAUAACGGUCCUUAGUGAACACGUAUUGAGGUAAUGGUGCUCUGUUUCAUUAGGAAUUAGUCAGUGAGCUGUAAAGAGUGAGAAGGUGGUUAUGCUUUGGGAUUGGGUAGGGUGGCAGAGGUAGGCAUUUUGUGUUGGUGAAUUUUGGUGAGAUUCGACUCUAUGGAGAGUUUCAAGUCUCUCAAACACUUGGAGACCUUUUGUACUCAUGCUAAUAGUAAAUAACAUCACAGUCUGCCAUGUUUGCCUAAAUUUCUCU
Humulus lupulus (European hop) is the source of this 1888-nucleotide messenger RNA. RefSeq lists its product as uncharacterized. Gene Ontology annotation, cellular component: nucleus. The coding region runs from base 206 to 1663 and encodes 485 amino acids. Gene Ontology annotation, biological process: dGTP catabolic process. The transcript is spliced from 20 exons. The record is from RefSeq and is a predicted model, not a curated record. Gene Ontology annotation, molecular function: dGTPase activity. NCBI's taxonomy places the organism in Eukaryota, Viridiplantae, Streptophyta, Magnoliopsida, Rosales, Cannabaceae.